Molecule: messenger RNA, 1357 nt
Organism: Platichthys flesus (European flounder)
Lineage: Eukaryota; Metazoa; Chordata; Actinopteri; Pleuronectiformes; Pleuronectidae
Product: transcription factor HES-5-like
Exons: 2
Coding region: 1-561 (186 amino acids)
Biological process (GO): anterior/posterior pattern specification; regulation of transcription by RNA polymerase II; regulation of neurogenesis
Cellular component (GO): nucleus
Molecular function (GO): DNA-binding transcription factor activity, RNA polymerase II-specific; RNA polymerase II cis-regulatory region sequence-specific DNA binding; protein dimerization activity
Source: RefSeq, a predicted model, not a curated record
AUGAAGGCAGCAGAGAUCAGAUUGUCUCUACACAGACCUCUACAGCACAGAGAUCCACACAUGGCUCCUACAAUCACUGCAGCAAUGACCAACUCUCAGGAGCAUCUGACUCGGAGCCACAAGCUCAGAAAGCCUCUGGUGGAGAAGUUACGCAGAGAGCGAAUCAACAGCAGCAUCGAGCAGCUCAAGUCUCUCCUGGGUCCAGAGUUCCUCAACCAGCAGCCAGACUCCAAGCUGGAGAAAGCAGACAUCCUGGAGAUGACCGUUUACUUCCUCAGAAGACUGCAGCAGCAGCAGCAGCAGCAGCAGAAUCCAGCUGUGGGCUCAGCAGCCGUCAAACGGGGCUACUCCAGAUGUGUCCAGGAGGUGGCACACUUCCUGUCCAGUGAGGAUGUGAACGCACAGCAGCAGAGAAGACUGAUGAAGCACGUCAACAAGCUGCAGUCUUCCUCUGAGGAGAAGCUGAGAGAGGCUGACUUCUCUCCUCUGAGCUCUACAGUCCACAGCAGCAUCAGCAAGGACAAGAGUCCAGUCAGCAGCGCCCCCUGGAGGCCGUGGUAGACACCUAAGGACUUUAAUCAAAGUGAAGCUCCAACAACUGUGCUCGUUCUUGUGGUCAUCUCGUUUCCUGAAGAGUCAUUGCAUGCAACUGCAAUUUCUUCUGCUGUUUUUUACUUUUGUAAAAGUUAAAUUGUGUGUUUCUGUGAUAUUUGCAGACAACAGGUCCACUACUAUUUUAACAAUAGUCACUUAUUUCUUAUUCAGAUGUUACUCUGUGAAGUACACGUUAUUAUUCUCACAAUGCUUGUGUAUUGCUGCUAACACAACACUGAUAGCAGACAAAUUGAGACGAGCUUGUUGAUCAAAAGUAAUUUUCUAUUCAGUUAAAGUAGAAUUUCUUGAGCAAAAUAUUUCAGUCCUAUUGGGCUGAGUAAAAUUUGAAAGCAUGAUUUCCUUUUUGUUUGUAUUAGGAAACACAGCUUUGUGUUCUAUGAAUACAAUCAUCUUAUUGAUUUAUCAGUAUGCUAAAUAACUGGAAACUUUUGAACUACAUUCCUGUAGUGUUUUCCAGUGCACAUCACCUACUUGUAUGUAUAUUUGUACAAUGUAAAAAAGAUUGUUGAUCCAUGUUGGGUUUUGAAGUCGGGAAUUGUUUUGACAUAUGUCAAAAAAUGUGAAUCUGAAAGUUUUUUCUGUCAGUAUAAGAUAGUUGGUUCACUGUUUGGACUAAAUGACUCAUGUCUCUUUUGAAGAAAAGAAAGUUCAUGUUCACUUGUCUCUUAUUGAGUUCAUUGUCUUGGACGGCAAGUGUUUACUGUGAUGUAUCAUCACGUUAUUGCCUUUAUGGAGGAACAGA